Messenger RNA from Orussus abietinus, 12814 nucleotides. Its product is annotated as agrin. Gene Ontology annotation, biological process: cell differentiation; multicellular organism development. The coding region runs from base 2717 to 8737 and encodes 2006 amino acids. NCBI's taxonomy places the organism in Eukaryota, Metazoa, Arthropoda, Insecta, Hymenoptera, Orussidae. The record is from RefSeq and is a predicted model, not a curated record. The transcript has 27 exons. Gene Ontology annotation, molecular function: calcium ion binding; protein binding.
UUUUGGAACAGCUUUCGCUCCACUUUAUGGACCUGUUGCUGUCGGAGAUUGUCAAUGGGUCCAUCGCUAAUCCCGGUGGGCUUCCUCAUGCUCCGUGGUUCUUUUUGCUGGAUUUUGGAUGGCGUUCUGGAUACGUUUGAAAGCUGCUGAUGGAUCGGUUUGAAGUGCCGCAGCUGGAGAAAUAUCCAAGGAACGUUUUUGCCUUGAUAUGUGGACAUAUUGAAAAUUGCUGAUGGGUCCCGGACUUGUUGGAAGCGAUUUUGUUGUCAUCGUCUGAGCUUGCGGACACACCUUCCUUGACGUUUCCACGUGUCUUGAGAGACUUUUUUUCUGCUGGAAAAGUGUAGAGACGUUUUUCCCCGGUGGUAAUGUGCAUGGCUCGCGGUUUUGCCAUCUAUUAUCGUUUUGUCGUUCCUGGCAGACCGCGGUGGCUGCAUCGUAGACGAAGACGCGCAACAUCAUCAUUUCCAUCAGCACUCGGAGGUCGGGCAGGAAUUUCCUCCCCGUUGGAAAUGAAUACACCUCGUACCUGAAGAUAUUAAAACCCCGACCCAGAAUCGGUGGGUGCUACGAACGGUUAACGACAAGCUGGGGAGAAGAAAAAAAAUGACGCGUCCGGGUGAAAGUUAGUCACAUUGGUUUAGUUCCGGAAGAAACGCGGCUCCGUUUUCUCGUGAGCUUCUUUCUUGCGAAUUCUGGAAACGAAGAGAUUCUUGAACGCUCCUUCAUUAAGGGAUUAAGGUGGGUAGAAUCCCUGCAUCGUUUGGCAGUACUCGAAGAGCUGAAUCACAGUUUAUGGACUCUGGUUUCUAGUGAAUACUCCGGAGUCAAGGUUGUGGCAGGUUGCAAGGCCAUUGUUGCAGGAUGCAAAUCCGCGAUUAACGGCUCGACAUAAAUCAAUGCGAUCUCCCAAAAGGCGCCGAAGCUGAAGAGCCGUCCGACCUGGGCAGCCUCUGAACCGACUUUGUCACAUCGACUUGCACUUUGCGCUCGUCUCGGCGUUUUUACGAGCUCGCGCUAUCACGAAAGGAGAACUCGUCGGCGGCAACUUACGAGACUGUAGGCCGAGGAGAAGGAGAGAAGGAGAAAGAGAGGGAGACGGGAUCGGAAAAGAGCGGAUUGGAAAUCGACCGGCGUGGGCGAAAACGGCGCCAACCUGUUGCUCAAGAUCCGAGUCCAAGAGAUCAAGUAGUUCUCCAAAACUCGGACUCCACGUCGAGCUGGUUGCUCGAUACUCUACGGAUCCGAUCGUUAAAAGAAAUCACCGGACCACCGGCGGAUUCUGGAAAUUAAACCCACUCGAUCUUCCGCGUGCGGACGUUUCGAGGUAUUCCGACAUUCUUCAGGGUGUUCUUCUACAUGGACCAAAGUUAGACCUUGGACCAGCACCAGUGCUCGUCUCAGUACUCGUCGGUUAAGUUUCACAUCUCGAAGUCGUCAAGAUCGAACUUGAUGACUUCUACAUUUCGAAGAUCUGAGAAUUAAAUAAGAUUAAAUGAAAAUUGGCUCUGGAGCUGCGAAGAAGAAAGGAAUAUACGAGAUCCUGUAUGGGAAUCUUCUUGGUGUCCAGUGGUCUUUUCGGCUCAAGAGAGCUUCGCCGAAUUCUGUGUCAAGAGGGAAUUUAGAAAUUGAUUUGCGCGGUCGCUCUCAAUAGUGGACCCUGAAGAGAGUAGCCGUUCCACUCGAGACUCCUGUGAGUAGAGGAGACACUUCUGUCGCGGUCUUCGAGUACCUCGCGUGGUUCCACGUUUUUUUUUCCACUCCGCACUCGAGAGGCCCGAGAUUGAGCCUGGAAUUCCUCUUGUCUCCCCUUCUAGACAAGAAGGUCCCGAUUUAAAUGGAUCAGUUUGAAGUUUAAUCGGAUUACCGGGCGAGAAACUCGCGGCGACGGAAGUCACGCCUCUUGAUACCGGGGAAUCUCGUUUUGACGUUUCCUCAUCAAACCGUAUCAAAGUGACGAUUUAAAUAUAUCCAGUUCUUCUGGGGCAUGUUAAAUCAGUGAAAUAACUGUCUAAAUACGGGAGUUUAAGUAAGACAUUCGGUGUUCAUCUGAAAGACGAGAAAAUUCAUCCUAAAGAGGAACACAACGCUCGAGGUCGUUCACGGCGCAGAAGCGAGUAAUCGCGGUACCACUUCAGGGAUUCACCGCAAGAGAAAACACUUCCUCAGCUACUCGAGUAUAUCCCGUGGUUUUGACGUUUCUCCGCUAAAGUGACCAAGAGGAAUUAAAAUAUUUUUCAAACCUCCGAGGAUUGCUAAAUCGAUGACCAUUCGAAGGAUCCAAUGCAAGAGAAAACACUUAGAUUGCUCCUCGAGGGUGCUUCGGGAUUUUGCUGUUUCUUCGUAAUAGUAGUGAUUAAAGUAUCGUUAUUUCUCCUAGAGAUUGCGAAAUCGGUGGAAUAACUUCUCGAGGUUAAGAGUUAAAUGAAUUAUUAAACGAGAGGUUCUAAGCGAAACCAAGUCCCACCCUGAAGAGAACCACAACACGCGAGGUCGUUCACAGCGCAGAAGCGAGUAAUCGCGGCACCACUUCAGGGAUUCACCGCAAGAGAGGACACUUCUCUCUCUACUCGAGUACUUCGUGGUUUCGAAGUUCCCCUCCCCCGGUGCAAAGAAGUCCCGGCGAAGAAGUGACGUUCAAACAAUCGUUUCCUCCUUCCCGGGACCCUGGGCCCGCCCGACAUCCGACCGAUGGGGUUUCUAUGGAAAUGAGAACAUGAGUCAACCCGACAAGAUGGACAAGUCCUGCAGGAUCAUUCUCUUCGUGCUGAUGACGAGCCUCGUCAUCGUCUCGGCCGACCUGACGACGAGGGAGCUGCUGGAGUGCAGGGCGAACCUGACCAAGGCGGUCAGGAACGAGGCGACGUUCCUGAAGAAGGUUCGCCAAGCGGACUACAUCUUCACGGGGAAGAUCAAGGAGCUCGGCAGAGACCAGCUCCAUGUAAAAGUGAAACGAGCCAUUAAGGGGGCUCUGAAUUCCACCCUUGAUCUUAUGGUGAACGACUCCUGUGCCGCGUACAUCCGGCGAAGUUUUACCGGCAUCUUCAUGGGUCGCAAGGACAUCGGGUUUGGGGACGUCCGACACCAUGGAAAAGUGGUAAUGCACUUCGGACCGGUACCAUUGACCCUGACGAACCUGGACAGACUCAACGCGGCUGUGAAAGACAUGUCCUACAAGCCGCGGCAUCCCGUCAUCGAGGAUAAGGGUGUAAAUUUCGCCAGUAAUAACGCGGAGCCCUGCGAGAAGACAUUUUGUGCCUGGGGGGCCUCCUGCGUGGUCUCGGAAAAUGGUCGAGCCCUGUGCCAGUGUCCCGUAAAUUGUCCAGCCAAUCACGAGCCGGUUUGCGGAUCCGACAACGUGACCUACACCAAUCACUGCCAUUUGCGACAGGCUAGUUGCCAGCACCGGAAAACCUUCAGGGUGAAGCAUCAGGGAGCUUGCGAAAUCACAGAUCCCUGCACGAAACUGAACUGCUCCCAGGGAGCGCAAUGUGUGAGAACCAGAGAUGGAUCCGAGGCGAAAUGCGAGUGUCUCGAAUUCUGUCCAAAUUUGGGAGACCACGAGGGAUCGGGACCAGUUUGUGGAUCGGACGGCGUCGACUAUCCCAACGUCUGCGAGCUGAACAGAGCAGCCUGUUCGAGAGGUGUAAACGUCACGGUCGCGUUUCGCGGUAAAUGUGAUCCUUGCGCGGGUGUUUCAUGCAUGGAACCGGAAGUGUGCCAGCUGGACGCGUCCAGGCAACCAGCUUGCCGCUGCGGAGAACAAUGCGGCCUAGAAUUCUCGCCGGCUUGCGGAAGCGACGGGAAAACCUACUCCAACGAGUGCACUUUGCGGCAGGAGGGCUGCAGAUCCCGGAUGCAGCUCAGGAAAAUCUACAAAGGAGUGUGCAGUUCAGGGACGAAUCCUUGCGACGGGGCACAAUGCGAACCUUUGCAACAAUGCGCCAUCGACAAGUACGGGAUCGCUCGAUGCGAAUGCGGACCAGUUUGCGAGCCGAUCAUGAGACCCGUGUGUGCAAGAGGAGGGACCACCUACACCUCACUUUGCGAGAUGAAGAGACAAGCUUGCUUGAUGAAGAGCAGCGUCGAGCUCGCCUACACCGGAGCCUGCGGAUCCAGAGGGCCCUGCUCCGAGAAGAUCUGCCAAUGGGGCGCGGUUUGUGCGGAAACCGGCGGCACCGCGGUUUGCGAGUGCCCCACUUGCCCUGCGGAAUUCCAGCCCGUUUGCGGAAAUGACGGCAUCAGCUACGGAAACGAGUGUAAACUGCGUCUAGAAGCGUGUCAACAUCGCAGGGAAAUUCAAGUGCUCUACCAGGGCUUGUGUAACGGCUGCGAAAAUAAAAAGUGCGACCAUUACGGAGAGUGCGAGAGCGACAGUACCGGAGAGGCUAAAUGCGUGUGCCCCAAGUCAUGCGAAAAUGAGGUGAAGGAUCUUUUCAACCCAACUAAAGUGUGCGGUACAGACGGGGUGACAUACUCCUCGGAGUGCGCCUUGAAGAAGGCGUCCUGCGACUCCCAGACUCUCAUAAAAAUCAGCUACGAGGGCGAUUGCGAAAUGUGCACGGACGUGAAGUGCGAACACGGGGCAUAUUGCGUGGCCGGUGCAUGCGUGUGUCCGAAAACAUGUCCGGAAGAGUACAGCAAGCCAGUCUGCGGCAGCGACUCCAAGACCUACUCCUCGGAAUGCCGACUACAGGAAGCUGCUUGCGAGAGGGACCCAAAGCUGCCGAGCUUGCGAGUUAUUUUCUACGGAGAGUGCGAGGAGAGAUUCGCGGUUGCUGCCCUGACGACAAUGUCGACCCUCGCUGCCACAAGACUGACCACGAUGGUGGAGGUGACCAGUCCUCAGGAGCGGGAAGCCUGCAAGGACAUUAAUUGCGAUUUCGAGGCAACCUGCGAACUGGGGCCAGACAAGUACCCCACAUGCAGCUGCAGAUUCGACUGCGCCUCCAUAUCCCCCGAAAAUAUGCAUCCCGUAUGCGGGAGCGACCUCAGGACCUACUCGUCCUUGUGCGCCAUGAAGAUGGAGGCGUGCCAGAGGCAGAAGGAACUCAGACUUAGGCCUCUGGACCUCUGUCAAGGUAUGGAGGUGAAACCAUGUAAUGGGGAUCCCCCUUUGGUGGACCAUGAGGGGAAGGAGUACGACUGUGGAAGCAGCCCGGAACGCAGGGAUUGUCCCAGCAAUAGCUAUUGUCACCAAACAACGCGCUUCGCACGUUGCUGCAGAAAAGCUCAAGGGGUUCAGGUGGUAAAGUGCGCGGAUUCUUGGCACGGCUGCUGUCCCGAUGGGAAGACCGCUGCUUUGGGUCCAGAUGGUGCUGGGUGUCCCAGUCUUUGUGGCUGCAACAGACUGGGAAGUGUUUCGGACACUUGCAAUCCAGAAACCGGUCAAUGCGAGUGCAAACCAGGAGUGGGUGGGCUGAAGUGCGACCGGUGCAUGCCUGGAUACUGGGGCUUGCCGAAAAUCAGCGAGGGUCAUCCAGGAUGCAUACCUUGCGGGUGCUCGCUCUUUGGAUCCGUUAGAGAAGACUGCGAACAGAUGACCGGCAGAUGCGUCUGUAAAUCGGACAUACAGGGACAGAAGUGCACCAUUUGUACAGAUCAUAAUAAGAUGCUUACACCCACGGGAUGUUACUCAGCGGAUACCAUACCACCGAUCCCCAUGAACUGCAACAAGAUGGAAUGUUACUCCGGAGGACACUGUUCGGAAAUCGGAGGGCCUCAUUGCGUUUGUCCGUCGUCGUGUCCUGCGGACAUUCCGUCGGUCCCUGUUUGCGGCAGUGAUGGGCAAACGUAUGACAACGAAUGCGAACUACGGCUCUACGCCUGUCGCCAUCAGGCCGAUGUCGUAACUCAGGCCUUCGGCCAUUGCAGAGACGAUCAUUUGGUAAACACGGACGUCCCGAUGAAAAGAUACACGGCCGUUCAAUACACGCAACCAGCAGCGGCCAUUUCGCCCCUGUCGAAAUCCACGAGGCAUCUUCUGGUACCAGAACCAGACCCACGGUACUAUUAUACCCAUCGGGCCCAUCAAGAGACCAUUACCAUCGAUCGGGACAACCUUAAGCACGGAAUAGCAGCAGCUUCUAGACCUACUCCGGCAACUAUAAGAGUGGUUACUGCACUUCUUGGUGAUCUGUGCACCGACGACAAGGACUGCACGAUUUCGAAUAGCGAGUGCAUGGAUGGUGGAUGCAUUUGCAUAGAAGGAUAUUCCGAGACGAGCGACAGGCAAGAGUGUUUCGCAAACAAUGCCCCGGUAACACCUACUGAGGAAUUCCGGGCAUGCCUCUCGUAUCCAUGUCACGCAUCAUCUACGUGCAUUGACCUACCCAGCGCUACAUUUGUAUGCAUCUGUCGGCCAAAUUAUACCGGGCUGCUUUGCGACGAAGAGAUCAACAAAAGGGACUACGAGAUUCCGUUUUUCGACGGGAAGAGCUACGUCAGGAUGAGCAGACUGAAGGCCUACCAUAAGUUCAGCAUUGAGGUGGAGUUCAAAACGUAUGCCGACAAUGGCAUCAUUUUGUAUAACCAGCAGAAGAGCGACGGCACCGGAGACUUCCUCUCCUUGGCCAUCGUCGACGGAUUUGUGCAGUUCAAGUACAACCUUGGAAAUGGGCCCGUGGUCCUGACGUCGCCGAAGAAGGUCACCAUGAAGACCUACCAUAAAAUCGCCGCGAAAAGGUACCACAAGGACGGCGUUUUGAUAUUCAACGACGCCGAGGACAUAAACGGCCAAAGUCAAGGGAUAAUGAAGUCGCUGGAUUUGAAUCAAGACACCUUCGUCGGAAACGUGCCAACGAAUCACUCGAAGGUGUACGAGAACAUCGGCACGAACCAUGGGUUGCUCGGAUGCAUAAAGAAGCUGAAAAUCAAUCGACAAUCCGUGGAUCUGCACAUGGGACAGCAAAAGGACAUCCUGGAGGUCUACAGGGUAAAGGAGUGCGGCGACAACGCUUGUGCAAACAUUCCCUGUCAAAAUGGAGCGACCUGUCAGCCGAUAUUCGAAGAGGACCUUUGCAACGGCAGAGAGUGCAGACGGACGCACAAAAGAGGAAAAGGAAAGCACAGGAAUAACAAUAACGGAGUUAACAUCGUCAGGUGCAAGGGAUCCCACUGCACGUCCAUGGAGACCAGACGUAGAUCAAGGAAGAACUCUAAGAAACGGUGUACGACUCCCCAUUGCGACUACGACUACGAUUUGGAGUACGAGAACAAUUACAACCGGGUGGAGAAUUACGCCGUAGAGAAAUACGAGCCCCAGGAUUACAGAUGCAUAUGUCCACCUCAGUACACGGGUCGCAAUUGCGAGGAAUCAUUGGAUCCUUGCAUGGACGAGCCCUGCCAACAUGGUGCCACUUGCGACAUCCUGCCCCAGGGAGGAUACAUUUGCAAGUGUCCUCCGGGAAGAGCCGGGGAACACUGCGAAAUUUUGGACGCGGAACUGACGGAGUUGCUGGUACCAGAAAUGGCGGGCGAUGGGUUUCUGGAGCUGCCUUGCCUCGAAGGGGUCGCCAAAGCGUUCUCCAUUGAAUUAUGGUUCUUGUCCAGAGCCAGCGAUGGUCUCUUGCUGUACAAUGGUCAGCUAAAUAACGGACGGGGAGAUUUCAUUAGCCUGAAUCUGGUUAGGGGCCGGAUGGAGUUUCGAUUCAAUCUGGGCAGCGGAAUCGCCAACAUUAGUUCUCCUGAUCCAGUUAGUUUGGACACUUGGCACUGCGCAAGGAUCAGUAGAUUAGGGAGGGAAGGACUUUUGCAGUUGGAUGAUGGGACUGUGGCUAGGGGCCUGUCUGGGAGUCCUUUGACGGAAUUGAAUCUCGAGAUGCCUUUGUACAUCGGAGGCGUCAAGCAUUGGAGGGAGGUGCAUCGAUUAGCUGGAGCUUCUACGGGACUGGUCGGCGCCGUCCAAAGGCUCAUGGUGAAUGGCAAAACUCAUCAAAACUUGGCAGUGAAUAUCACCCAGCACAACACAAAGAUUUACGACGGCUUACCGUGUCCCAGCAACGAAAAUCCCUGCCACAAUGGCGGAGUUUGUCUGCCUCUACUCAACAGCUAUCUCUGCAAAUGUGCGAGCGGAUACAACGGCCUCCACUGCGAAUUCUUCAUGGGAUACGACGUCUCGGGCGGUGAGAUCGCAGAGAAACCGGUGCGCUUCAACGGAAAUAAUUUCCUGCAGUUCAGACAUCGCUACGGGAGGAGUCCUAACAUUACUAACACGACACUCGGCGAGUACUAUGAAGAAAACUACUCCGAUUACGAUCUUGAGGACGAUAUCGAUGAAGAGUAUGAGAAUUACGAUUACGCCGAGCGAAGGGAACAACAGUCAAACAAGUUCGAGCUGAAGUUACGAACAACGCACUCCGAAGGUCUCAUCGCUUGGAUAGGUCGGGGCAAAGCUGAACAUCUCUCGCUGUCCUUACAGGGAGGUUACGUGGUCCUCUCCUACAAGAGCAAGAACGAGCAGAUUUCCCUGAAGAGUCGGGAAAGAGUGGAUGACGGACAGUUCCACCACGUGAGGGCGUCGCGACGCCGACGAGCGACCAUCGUUCAAGUGAACGAAUCAACGCCUGCCAAGAAGUUAAUCGAAACGACGCCAUUGAUGACCAACGGGAAGCUUUUUAUAGGCGGGAAGCCGGGACAACGGGGUGUCAAAGCUUGCGUGACGGACUUUGUCGUCGACAAGCGUCGCGUCCAACUAACCCGGCGGAAAGUCGAGCUGUGUCAUGACAACGACGUAUGAUAGCGCGCCAAUAACGAGGGUGUCAUCGAAGAGUCAUCGAACGACGGAUACGCCUUCGUCGGUCGCACGACGCCGAUCGCCGAGGCUGUGGCCGGAAGUUAACACGACAACUCCGAAAAGUAUUAUGAAGAAACCAAAAUGGCGUCGGCCAAGCAUCGAAGGGCAACGGAGGAGGCGUCGGUACCGCAAUGACGGCGAAGACUGGCUACUAUGGACGCACAAUUAAGCCACGAAUUACGGUAGACUUUGGGAUAACCAAGGUAAACCGAUCUUCGGAAGGGUCAGAGGUGUGGAUCACCCGAAAACGGGCCUUCGAGGUACCCAACCCGAGAAAAUCGAGGAGGAUCGACCCCACGUUGCGGCGUAUCGGAGUUCCGUCUCGUUUCAAGAUGGCGGGGUGGAAACGCGAUGUAGCGAGCCUCGUCGAACGGGGCGACUCAAGUGCUAGAGUUUCCAUCGAAGGACAAUAAUUUACUAUUAAGCUCGAGGUUAAGAGAUUCGAUAUUAAGCGACCCAUAGGCCGAGCUGAUAGGACGCGCGCCUUGAGUUCGUGACACGAUUCGUUCACUUAUGAACCGAUUCUGACCAAUGACACCUGACGAGCGGAACUGCGAUGGCACAGAGUGUUAAUAAUUAGCCCGUCGUUUAAUUUAUCGCUGCUCGUUGCGUGAAUGGGAAAUUGUGUUACGAGGUUAGGGUGCGGAACCGGUGUCCGGGAAGUUAAGUAAGCCUAAGACGACGCUUCCAGGAAAGAAAGAUGGCCGCGUCAAGACUGAUCGAUGUACCGGGGACGGACGGGAAUGCCGUAAAUAAAGAAAAUCGGUGUUAUGUUUGAGUGUUCGGUAGAGAGAUUUAACAUUGUGGAUUAACUGAAUAGAGAUGUAUUUUAACGGACUGUUGAUUUGUGCCGGUAGUCUACAUUGUUUACCGUAGAUCAAGCUUUUCAUAAACGCGCAAAAAAGAGUAGAUUAUAUAUAGAUAUUAUAAAUAUGGAUCUUAUAUAUAUAUAUAUAUGCAUAUGUAUACAUGUAUACAUACGCGUGUCUUAUAUAUAUACAUAUGUAUACAGACGUGACAUUCCACUUAAUGGGCUCUAAAUGCCGCGGAUCGCGGAGCUGUACACGAAAUGGUAUUAACAAAUGCGGGCAAUUCCUGUUUAACGAGUGAGUGCGACACAAUGAGCGGGCGUAAACCCUGUACAUAUAACGACCUAUGCGUUAAGCCUGCGAUUACGAAUUAACUCGUGAUUUAAAUAGAUCGUACGAACACUCAAUAAUCUACCUAGCGGCAGUAACGACCCAACGAUCAUCAUCGGAUUUGCCUUUCAUACGUUUCACGGCUUAACGUCCUCCGAGGACUUAUGUGUCUGCAUGUCUGCAUGCGUUCGCCGGCAUUAAAAUUCGGGGUACUUUGCAUAUUUUCGAGCGGCAAGUCCCUGGAACGGUUCUCCUCAUUUUCGGAUCGGGAAUCUCCGUACGUCACCGAGGACGUAACUUUUACGAGGUAGGAACAGGAUGAACGAAUAAAUAAGUAAAUAUGUAUACAUGUUUUUCCAUAAAGUGCGAAGGGUGUAAGCGGUUCCGGGACGAGGCUCGGUUGAAAUUCUCUUCCCAUUCGUCGGGACGGGAAGAUCGAAAGAAGUUGAUCUCGUGCUCGGUAAGAGGAUGUGGAAUAAGUACUCGAUGUAAAAUAUUUUUAACCGCAAGCUCUUCGCACUCGAGCUUCGACGUUACGAGAUCUGCCAGACCCCGCGUGCGAGAAUUGCGUUAAACUCCGAGGUUUAAAUUAUUUUUAAUAUACUCAUUUGAGGGUCGAACUGUAUACGUACGCGUGAUGACGAUGACGAAUAGCGAUUAGGUUUGACGUAAGGGUGCAGAGAGAGAAUAUUUCUUAAAUUAAGACGUCCUUAUGUUAAGGGUGAGAUCGAUACCUUCUUGUUUUCUACCGACGUAAUUAUACUCUAGGUAAUGUUAAUGCAAAAUACUCGAAGUCGCGACCUAACUCGCAAGGCGACCUAUACAUAUAUAUAUAUAUAUCUAGUAUAUACCGAGAGCUGUUCUAUGAUAACGAUAUACCAAUAUAUAUAUUUCGAGAGUGUCUCACGAAGUAGGAUAUAUCUAGAGGACAUGUGGACAUGCCAGAAAAAAAGCCGCGAAUAUCCUUCAGGAUAUGUUCUGCAGCGACGUGUGCGAGCUUUUCGCCAUUGUUGCAUAAGGAAUACUCUAAUUAGCCGGUAAUAUUAUUUAAAGAGAUUAUACAAAAGAGGGGAACGCUCGAUGUGGUUUUUCCAGGACUCGGAUAAUUGUGGAAAAUCAUCCGUUAUCCAUUUAAAAAGUGUCGGCGGGAUGGAAAAAGGGAAUUUGGAGAUGACAAUUUUCCAAGCUUCUGUGGCGUUUCAUUUAUAGUAUUCUAGACCAUCGUCUCGUUGUUUUAGAUGAUAUUCGAUCGAAACGGAUCAAAAGGGAAAAAAGGCGUAAUAAGUAAGGGGAAAGAAUAAGCAAUUUUGAAGGAAUUCUUUGCAUUUUAGUGAUGUUUUUGUGACGUUUCGUUAAAUCAUUCGUUGUACAAUAGGCAACAUAAUUUCUUUGGCUUUGCACAAUAAUUUAGUCUUUUGAAACUAAAAGGAUUGUGUUGCCUGUCGUAUGGUGCUAAUACUUGGACGAGACCAGUAAAAAAGCUUAAUAAAAUAAAAUCAACAAUCCACACGAGACCAGUGAAAUCUAGUUUUACGUUGAAAUUUUCUACAACAAUUUAAAUCGCUCUCGCAAUACCUUAAAGGUCGGAAGAAGAAUAUUCAGGGAGACUUUUUUACCUGCAGUUUUGAUAAUUUAUUUAUGCACCUUUCUAAGUGGCAGAAAGGAUUUACUCAGUUUUACGCUUUAUCGAUACAUCGAGGCGUGUAUUGAAAUACAUAUCGAGAUUACACAGACUACCACGACGUCCAAAUGAUCGGCUAGAACAAAACAAAAAGCGGUAAUCGUGUUUCCGGAUGCACGUGAAAUGAAUUAAGCAUGUUUAUCAUUGAUUAUCGAUCGAAAUGAAAAGGAUGAAACACCUUCAAGGACUAAAUAUGUAAUAUUAGAAGAUCCUUGAGAUACUGAAAUUUAUGAAAUUCUGCGCCAAUGUGGCGACUUUACGAGCUUCACCCAGACUUUGGAAAAGACUUACUGGAAAAGCGUGAAUUAUGAAUUCCGCGCGACUCGACGCCAAAGAAUGGUCGAGGUACAGGAAAUGACAUUUUCGGAUGAGAAGACUAUACUACUGCCAACCUAGUUAGGAUGGAUGCGUUAAUUUUCGUACAAAGUGGGAAUUUCGGCCCGACCGCCCCUCGGGAUUCCGUGGUCUCCGGAAUGGUCAGGGAAUUCCUUUUCGCCGAAAUUCGCCCUCGUUUUUUAUUUUUUAUUUUUUAUUUUUUUUUUAUUUCGAAAGCGUCGACCAUCGCGCGGGUCGCACGCAAGUAUACUGCUCUUAAUUAAUUUUUUACUUUGAUACCGUUUAAUCGCGACUGUAAAUGUCGCGACACCUAAGGGAGCCACACUUGUGUAACAAAAAUGCGCAUUGUAAAGUGACUGUAUAUAAAUAUAAAUUAUGCGAAUAUCUCGAGACGGUCCUCUUUCAUCUCUCGGUACCUUUAGUCUCUGUUAUCCUGCAAUGAGUAAACAUAGUAUGCGUUAUUAAUCAUAUUUAUAAUUGUAGAUAGCACCAUUGCGCGUUUGUUUCUGAACAAUUAGUCCGUUUCUUUAAUUUUACACUAUUUUCGUCGCCGGUAACUAUUGUUCCCUUAGCAAAUGAACCGCAAGAUGCAGUCGAUAAGUACUCAGCUGAAGUGGAAGAUAACGUAGACCGCGUUAUUACAAACUCGGUCGGUAAUGAAACUUCUGAGAUCAAAUUUAAUUGGAAAAAAAAUUCAAAAUAUACCAUAUGCCCUGUCUUUUUUAAUCCUUGAAUUUGAAACAUUAAAUAUAUUGUUAAUUAAUUGAGAAACAAAUGCAAUAAUCAACGCAUGAUAACAGCGAAAACUGCACUGAAACGCAGUUGGUACAAUUGAGGAGUACUCCAACUCUUCAAGAAUGCGUU